Messenger RNA from Alternaria atra, 2391 nucleotides. RefSeq lists its product as uncharacterized. NCBI's taxonomy places the organism in Eukaryota, Fungi, Ascomycota, Dothideomycetes, Pleosporales, Pleosporaceae. Gene Ontology annotation, biological process: secondary metabolic process. Gene Ontology annotation, molecular function: oxidoreductase activity. The coding region runs from base 1 to 2391 and encodes 796 amino acids. The record is from RefSeq and is a predicted model, not a curated record. The transcript has 4 exons.
AUGAGGCUUCAAGGCGUUACAGACACAUUGGGCAACCUCAGCCUAUCAAACCCCCAUCGCGUACUCAUUGUCGGGUGCGCAUACGGUGGCGUUUCCGCUGCCAUCAACCUCCUCGACUAUUCACAAGGAAAGGCCCGACAGAGUGUCUACCCAGGUCCAGAUUUUCAAGGUGCUCGAAGUAGAAGAGGGGUGGAAAUUACUGUCAUCGAUGAGCGCGAUGGUUAUUUCCACUCGGUUGGCGCACCGCUUGCCCAUGUCACGCCGAAGUACACAAACCAUAUGUGGAAGAGGUUUAGCCACUUGAACGAGCUAAAGCACCCAAACUUGCACUUCAAGCAUGGAAGUGUGAAGAACAUCAACCCUGAAGCCAAGGUUGCAGAGUGGUGCGACCGCAAUGGCAAGACCCAACAACAAGCGUAUGACUAUCUUGUCAUGGCCACCGGUCUGAAGAGACACUUCCCUGCUGUGCCAAAGUCUGGAAGCUUCGAAGAGUACCAAAGAGACAGUAAGACAUUCAUCGAAAAGAUUACUGGUGGCGACCCAUCGAAGUGUGAAGGGAGGAGAGUGGUAGUCAUCGGCGCUGGUGCUGUCGGUGUUGAAUUUGCUGCUGAGAUCAAGCAAUAUUACCCACAGAUUGAUGUCACACUAGUACACUCACGAAGCGAGGUUCUUUCCUCGGAACCAUUACCAGCAGAUGUUAAAGAACGAGCAAAAAUCCUGCUAGAGGAAGAGGGUGUCAAAUUGGCUUUGGGUAGCCGGGCAACCAUCACGGACCUCCCCAAUGGUCAAUUCAUUGUCACACUCGCGAACAAGGACACAAUAACAGCAGACUUCGUCAUUGACUCAACGAAGAAGGGCACACCAACCACCGAUGUCCUACCUACAGAAUGCCUGAACGAUGACAAGGAGAUCAUGGUACACCAAUCCCUGAUGUUCAAGGACACUAUCGCAAACUCGUCGUCUCACUUCGGCGUCGGCGACGUAAUCGCAUGGUCAGGCAUCAAGCGCGCAGGCAGCGCAACGGUCAUGGGCCAGGCGGCUGCACAAAACAUUUACUCCGACAUUCUCAAUUCUGAGCUUGCUCCCUCAUCCGAGCAAUAUAUCAAGAUAGAACUACCAGCAUGGGACGCCGUCAUCGGUCUAGCGGUUGGUAAGCAAUGUCUGACCUACGACCCGAAGAAUGGCAUUAAGUACGGUGUUGAGGUCAUGAAGGGGUACUUUGGUGAGGACCUAGGCUGGUCGGCGAACUUGAAGUACCUAGGUCUCACAGAUGUUGUGGAGAGAGCAGACAGCCCGAUGGAGGAGGUAGAGGCCACGAAGAUGGCUGAAGUAGGCAUCAAGCCAGACACAAGUUUGGAUCUGGAGAUUGCAGACGUCGACAUGGUUCACAUUUCCCAGAUCAAAGAAAGCAACGUCCAAAUCGACGAAGAAUCGGCACCCCGUGUCGCAGUGUUCGUUGGCGGAACAUCAGGCAUAGGAAAACUUACGCUCAAUGCAUUAGCUAGACUGGGAACACACUUCAAGGCGUACGUCAUUGGGAGGCAAGAGAGUGAGGCAGCGUUCAAACCGUUUAUCGAGGAAUUGCACCUGGCGAAUGCGAAUGCAAGUAUCAUAUGGGUAGAAGGGCAUAUCUCGUUGCUAUCCGAAGUAAAGCGAACUUGCGAUUACAUCAAGGAACUCGAGACCAGUAUCGACCUCCUCUUCAUGACCGCAGGAUAUGUGGCGUUCAACGGAAGACAGAAUACGUCCGAAGGCUUAGAGAUCAGCCACGCACUGGAGUUCUACUCGCGAAUCUGCUUCGCGCAGAACCUGCUUCCUGUACUACGCUCUUCAGAUCACGCACGCGUAAUGAGUGUACGUUCAGGUGGAAUGGAGGGUGAUUUCUUCUUCAAUGCAGACGAUCUGUUACUCGAAGCCCCAGGCGCGUUUGGAGCCAUGGCUUCGGUAAGACAUAUGGGCAACAUGAAUACACUCGCACUGGAACGCAUCGCGGAGAUGCCAGAGAACAAGAACAUCGUUUUCAUGCAUUGUCACCCGGGUAGCGUGCGGACGGGAAAUCUGUUCCGCGGGUUCCAGGAAGGGUCUUGGGGUUCAUGGCUGGCUGCAGUUUUCAUGGAUCCAGUUAUAUGGCUUAUGGCGUAUACGGAAGAGGAAGCCGCAGAGAGGUACCUGUAUCAGAUUACCAGUGCGGCUUUUGGAGGAAAGGGUGUGCCGUUGGGUGCAGAUGUUGUUGAGGGGAAGAACACAAAGGGAGAGAGGGACGGGAGUCUGUUUCUGGUGCAUCAUACUUGUGAAACGACGCUGAAUGAGAAGAAAUUGAAGAAAUUGAGGGUCAGCGCACAAGACAAGGUUUGGGUCAAAACACAGGAAAUUAUUGGACCAUAUGUUUAG